UCAAAAAAAUAUCACUGUUAACUUCUAACGCAUAUGAACUCAAUGUGACAUAAUACAUAUUUCAAUCAAACUAGCGAUCUAGAAAUGCACAGGAGCCUUAUAAACCCAGAGAAUAGGGCCACAACUUCAAACAUCAACCACUAAAUCAUGGUCAGUCCAUGUUCAAACACAAUAGUCCAAUCACAGUCAGUCAGAGUUCAUUAACCAGGACAACAUUACAUAAUCCAUAAUCGACCACAAUGUUCACAACAACCCGCAAUGUGAGUUUGUCUGAAGCAUGUCUCUCUUCCAGUGAUGACACGAUUCAUAGAAUGAAACCUCUUUCUGAUGAAGACUCGCGAAUACUCUUACAUAGAAGAAUAUUUCAAAGCGAGGACAAAUGUCCAGAAGAUUUGCAGGUAGUAUCAAGAGACAUCUUGAAGAAAUGUGGUGGUGUACCAUUAGCCAUCAUUACAAUAGCUAGCCUACUUGCUAGUAAUCAACGAGUAAAGCAAAAAUAUGAGUGGAUGCAUUUGCACAAUUCGAUUGGCCGUGGAGUUACACAAGGUGAUAUUGUGAAGGACAUGAACAUGAUAUUAUCACUCAGCUAUUAUGAUUUGCCAUCCCAUCUGAAGCCUUGUUUAUUAUAUCUAAGCAUCUUUCCUGAAGACUUUGAGAUUAAGAGAGAUUGGCUGAUAUGGAGGUGGCUUGCUGAAGGGUUUAUCCAAUGUGACAAAGAAGAAACCAGGCUGUUUGAGAUCGGAGAGCGCUACUUCAACGAGCUCAUGAAUAGGAGCUUGAUCCAGCCAGCGAAAAUCAAUGACGAAGGAACGGUAGUAACUUGGCGUAUACAUGAUGUGGUGCUUGACCUUAUAUGCUCACUGUCAAGUGCGGAAAAUUUUAUCUUCAUAUUGAAUAAUGCUGAGUGCCAUGCACCUAAUCUGCAAAGGAAGUUUCGCAGAUUAUCACUUCAUAAUAUCAAGGCAAAGGUUCAAAAUCAUCAGUUUGAUAGCACCAGCCUGUCAAAAGUGAGGACCUUUGCUGUUUUUUCUCCCGUUGCUUGUGAUUGGUUGCCAUCUCUCUCAAGCUUCCAUUUUUUACGUGUGCUGGAUCUUGGAAAUUGUGGCAGCCAUGAAAGUAGCUCUGGUCUCAACCUCAAGUAUGUUCGGAAUUUAAUUCACCUAAGAUACUUAGGGCUCAAGGGUGCAGAUGUUCACGAACUCCCAGUGGACAUAAGCAAGCUGCAGCUUUUGCAGAUACUGGACAUACAAGGAACUAGAAUAAAUGAGUUACCUGCAAGUAUUGUUCAACUAAGAAAUUUGAUAUGCCUAUCUGUCGAUAGUGGCUUGAGGCUGCCAAAAGGAAUGGGGAACUUGAUGUCCCUUGAAGUGCUGGAACGAGUAGGCUUAUCCUCAUCUUCUCAUAUUGUGGAAGAGUUGAGGCAUCUGACAGAGGUUAUGACACUCAGUAUUAACUGUGAUAACAUGGACGAGGAUCUGAUUGAUAUAUUAAUCAAGUCUCUUUUUUUUCGAAAAGGGGGAUAG
Triticum aestivum (bread wheat) is the source of this 1523-nucleotide messenger RNA. Its product is annotated as disease resistance protein RGA5-like. NCBI's taxonomy places the organism in Eukaryota, Viridiplantae, Streptophyta, Magnoliopsida, Poales, Poaceae. Gene Ontology annotation, molecular function: ADP binding. The coding region runs from base 240 to 1523 and encodes 427 amino acids. The record is from RefSeq and is a predicted model, not a curated record. Gene Ontology annotation, biological process: defense response to other organism. The transcript has 2 exons.